This is a messenger RNA of Mus caroli (Ryukyu mouse), 3349 nucleotides long. The record is from RefSeq and is a predicted model, not a curated record. Lineage: Eukaryota; Metazoa; Chordata; Mammalia; Rodentia; Muridae.
GCAUCUUCAAAGGGAUGGACCAAGAAAUACUGGAGAGAAACCCUUUGAAUGUAUUCAAUAUGAUGGAGCCUUUGCAAGAAACCAUCAUCAUCAUUUACAUAAGAGCACUGGAUCUUUCAUGUCUUAUACUGAUCAUCAAAUACAUACAAGACCACAUACUGGAGAAAAAGUCUAUGAUGGUAACCAAUGUGAUAAAACCUUUUCAUGUCACAACCAUUUUGAAAUUCGUAAAGGAACAUAUACUGGAGAAAAACCCUAUGAAUGUAAUCAAUGUGGGAAAACAUUUGCAGGUCGCAGCAAUCUUCAAAUCCAUAAAAGAACACAUACUGGAGAGAAACCCUAUGAAUGUAAACAAUGUGGCAAAGCCUUUGCAUGUCACAGUACUCUUCGAAAUCAUAAAAGAACACACACUGGAGAGAAACCCUAUGAAUGUAACCAGUGUGGAAAAGCCUUUGCACAAUUUGGUCAUCUUCAAUGUCAUGAAAUAACACAUAAUGCAGAGAAACCCUAUGAAUGUAACCAAUGUGGCAAAGCGUAUACACGACACAGCAAUCUUCAAAGACAUAAAAGAACACAUACUGGAGAGAAACUAUAUGAAUGUAAACAAUGUGGUAAAGCCUUUACAUGUCACAGAUAUCUUCAAAUCCAUGAAAGGAGCCAUACUGGAGAGAAACCCUAUGAAUGUAACCAAUGUGGCAAAGCCUUUACAUGUCACAGUACUCUUCAAGUCCAUAAAAGAACACAUACUGGAGAGAAACCCUAUGAAUGUAAUCAAUGUGACAAAGCCUUUGCAUGUCACAGAUAUCUUCAAAUCCAUAAAAGAACACAUACUGGAGAGAAACCCUAUGAAUGUAAUCAAUGUGGCAAAGCCUUUGCAUGUCACAGUACUCUUCGAAAGCAUAAAAUAACACAUACUGGAGAGAAACCCUAUGAAUGUAACCAAUGUGGCAAAGCCUUUGCACAAUUUGUUCAUCUUCAAUGUCAUGAAAUAACACAUACUGAAGAAAAACCUUAUGAAUGUAACCAUUGUGGCAAAGCCUUUGCAUUUCACAGUACUCUUCGAAAUCAUAAAAGAACACAUACUGGAGAGAAACCCUAUGAAUGUAAACAAUGUGGCAAAGCCUUUGCAUGUCACAGCUAUCUUCAAAUCCAUAAAAGAAUACAUACUGGAGAGAAACCCUAUGAAUGUAAACAAUGUGGCAAAGCCUUUGCAUUUCACAGUACUCUUCAAGUCCAUAAAAGAACACAUACCGGAGAGAAACCCUAUGAAUGUAAUCAAUGUGGCAAAGCCUUUGUAUGUCACAGCUAUCUUCAAAUCCAUAAUAGAACCCAUACUGGAGAGAAACCCUGUGUAUGUAAACAAUGUGGCAAAGCCUUUGCAUGUCACAGUACUCUACGAAAUCAUAAAAGAACACAUACUGGAGAGAAACCCUAUGAAUGUAACCAGUGUGGUAAAAUCUUUGCACGACACAGUCAGGUUCAAAUACAUAAAAGAAUACAUACUGAAGAGAAACCCUGAUAAUGCAGUGAAUGUGGUCAAGGAUUUGUUAUGGUGGUCUGAAAAGGAAUUUUAAAAACAAAUUCUUGUGAGAACCCUGUAAGUGUAAUCAAUCUAAUAAAGCCAUUUGUUAGCAGUCACCUUCUAAGUGAUGCAACAUAUUUGUGAGAAUAUGGUAGGUGGGUGUGUCUGAUUCUUUUGUCUACGCUCAAGAUGGUUUUUGUCUUAAUUAUUUGCUUUGCGAGGUUUGAUAUGAGGGUUUGUGCCUAUUUUUAUUAAAAUAUGGUAUGCCUUGUUCAUUUGCUAUCCCCAAGUAUGCUGCUCUUUUUUCAGGGGAAAUGGUAGAAUAUAUGGGUGUGAUGUUAGUUUGGGAGGNAUAUAGAGAAGUGGAGGGAUGUGUACUGUGGUCCAGAUAUAAAGUGGGAGAUGAGAACAGAUAAAAAAAUAAAAAGAAUGUAACUGUACAUAUUUACACACACACCUUUUAAACAAGGUAUGAAUUAAGUAUAUAAUAAGUUGUAACAAACUAAGAUAACCUAGGUAUAGAAUUUUCAGUGUAUGUCUCCAUGCCCUCAAGGAUCAUAAGGCGAUAUUGGUUCAUCGGGUCAAUGGGAGCACACAGCAAACUUGAGGUUCACAAGCCCAGUGCAAAUGGACAAUGAAUGAUCAAUCCAGUACGCUGCAGCUGGCAGGGAGUCAGAACAACUUUUUGGUGAUUGAAGGCUUAUAUAGUUUGCAGGACCUGGGAUAGGAACUUCCAGAAUGGGUAAAGCUGAAUGCUGAGAAUACCAAAAUGCCUCAUUAGCAGGGGCAAGCAUUUCAGGAAUCUGAGAAUCUAGGAGUAUGGGUUUCUUAAUCAGGAUGAAGUUAGUUCAUCCUAUAUUCCAGUUAAGUCACUGUGACAUUCCUAAGGGUGAGUUCUGUGCAAGGGCUUUUAAUUCCCUGGCAAGGUCAGAAAAGUAGAAGUCCCAAAAAUGAAGGCCAUUUUCCAUUAUGUGUUGACAGAAAAGGCAAGUUACACAUUGGUGGACUGUAACCUUAAUUAGCAGGGUUUUCCCACAUUUAAAAGUAUAAAUAUUGGGUUAUAAGUUUUAGCCUAAUUUUGACAUAUUUUCACCAUAUGUAAUAAACUUACAAAUGUGAACAUAGUUUUCAGCAUACUCGGAAGACAUAUUUGUUGAAGACCACAGGCAUUUUAGAGGUAAAUAUUUUAAGACUAUUAAAUAGCAAUAUCUUAGACACAGUACUUUUAAAAUGGGCGGCAGAUAAAUUUUACAUAUGAGGUACUAUUUAUUGCUUUCUUAGAAGUUUGUGAAUGUAUCUACCUCAAGACCCAACUAAUCCAUUCUUAGGCACAAAUCCAACAGAUACUACAUCUUACCGCAAGGACACUUGCUCAAUUUUGUGAAUGCAGAGGACUCCUGCUCAUUGGAUGAUGAAUACCUGGAUGUUCUAUGAAACUAAAAGUUUACAAGAGAAGGACUGUAUCUGCCCAUAAUGUGGAAGGGCAGAUCUGUGGAGGCCUGUUCUGUCUGACUCAUUUGGGUUCUAAUCCUCCAGUAGUUGAGGGGAUAUUGUGCUGUUUCCAAGCUGGAUGGUCACAGGUAGAGAAGGUUCUGGAAAGAUAUAGAAAUUAGGAGCACCUGGACAUGAAGCUCACAGGUUCUUUCCAGGAUUCUCCUCUGAUCCACUUGGAGGGAGGUGUUAGGUAGGCCAUAAGCUGUGUCAUGUGUGGGGGAGCUGCACCAGGAAACAGAGGAUGGCUAAACUCUCAAGAGUUCCUUCUGACAGGACUUAUAUUGACCAUCACUGUGGUUCUGUUGAUAGAUGUACAAACAUGACCUUAAGCAU